CCGGAAACAAAAUGUCAGCCCGCUGUUGCGAUUAGAGCUGAUCUCAGAGCAGUUUACCAACCUUGCCUGAUGUUGUCGUUCUCUCAACACCCCUUCUGCUGAGUCGAAACCACUUUGGUCGUUUGCAUUUUAUGUUUUUGCCUGUUAUCAUGACCAUCACAAACGGUGCUUGUUAACCGCCACCUCGGCCCGCACUCUGACGCCAGAAAUCUUCCGAGGAGCACAAGAAUGGAAGAGAAAGCCUUGGAAGUUUAUGAUGUGAUCCGAACCAUUCGAGACCCGGAGAAGCCCAACACGCUGGAGGAGCUGGACGUGGUGACAGAGAAAUGCGUGGAGGUCCAGGAGCUGAGCCACGAUGAGUACCUUAUCAUCAUCAAGUUCUCCCCGACCGUUCCGCACUGCUCCCUGGCCACCCUCAUCGGUUUGUGUUUACAAGUCAAGCUGCAGAGGUGUCUGCCCUUCAAACACAAACUGGAGAUUUACAUCAGUGAAGGAACACACUCCACUGAAGAGGACAUCAACAAGCAGAUCAACGACAAGGAACGAGUGGCAGCAGCCAUGGAGAAUCCAAACCUCAGGGACAUCGUGGAGCAGUGCGUCAUCGAACCUGAUGACUGACAUAACACGUUCUCCCGGUGUGUGUGUGUGUGUGUGUGUGAAGUUGUGAGUAUAGCCUGUACAGUGUGUGUGUGGUCAGGGGAGGCGCAGCCUCACCAUCAUGUGAAGAGUAUAUAAAAUUGUUUUCCAUUUUAAUUCUCUAUGUACUUUAUUUUGAUUUUGAAUAAUAAUUUCAUAAUUGAAGCUGCUGAAUUUGCCUAUGUCUUGUAUAUCCUGUUCAAAUACACGCAUGCAAUGGCAAGUUCUUCCCAAAAGCAGAUAUAGCACCUUUCUCCACCACAUGCACAACUCCUGGACUGCUUGUCAUCUUUUUGACUGAAAGGGAUUUGAUCCAGACAGUACCAGAGAUGACAAAGUUACAUACUCUAUCUUUAUCCUCUAGCUUGCAUAGUGAUUUGUGUUCUGAUCAAGGGUUUAGUAGCCAUUGGGUAAUUCAGGCAACUCUCAAAUGGCAGUUGUUUUCCAGGCUAGCAUUUUUUCUUUAUUUUUUAUGGGCCCUAAUUCCUGAAUUCUUCCAAUAUAAUUCCAAAUACACACAGCCAUCUUUUCACAAAAUAUAAUUAGAGACCGUUAUACUGGUCAACAAAUACUCGAUCAGUGGGAUACUGUAGAUUGCAGGCACAACAGGGGCAUCGGCCACGUGCACGCCAAGGCGCUGCAGCUCACACGGCUGGCCAAGUGUGCUUGGCCAAAGUAGUACCGUGCAAGACACAGCAAAAAGAAAGUCUGCAGGCAAUUGAACAUAGGAAAAUUGUGUUGCUCAUUCCUACAUUAUGGUGUUGCGUUAACAUAUUAACGCUGUCUGGGUAACGCGUUUUAAUUGUCAAUUUAGUUGGAUGAUUGCUGAAUAACGGAAUCAACAGAGGGACAGCAAUUUAUAGUUGGAAAGGAAUACGUGUGGUGCUAUAAUAUUCUAUCAACAAACUUUCAGCACAGCUCCCUUGAAAUGAGAUGCACGAUAAAGAAGAAAUAUUUAGAUGAAGAGCCCCGAGAGCCGGAUUUAUUUUAAGUCAUCAAUGAGUAAUUUAAUGAUUUCUAUUUCGGAAGUGCCACAAGUAGAGAUACACAACAGCUUCGAAAUGACGUGACCAUUCAUCAUAGGUUCAUGAAAAAGAAAAAGAAGAAAAAAAACAACUUGUAUUCAGUUUAUACAGUCAAACCUUUUACCACCUUUAGCCACAAGAUGGUGCUGUAAGCUUCGACAUGGCAAGUGACAUUGAACUUUCUUUCCUGGUCCACGGAUGAUGGCGUAAUAGAGACCUGUAGAUGUUUCAACUCAAUAUGUUUUCAUUUUUUUGAAGUCCAGACAUUCAAGGGUUUCUUUUUGUCAUUCCAGUCUCCAUUGUGUUGUAUAAUGUGAAAGAAACUCAAGGUUCACUUUUUCGUAA
Messenger RNA from Hippocampus comes (tiger tail seahorse), 2006 nucleotides. It is a transcript of the gene ciao2a, whose product is annotated as cytosolic iron-sulfur assembly component 2A. The record is from RefSeq and is a predicted model, not a curated record. The transcript has 6 exons. NCBI's taxonomy places the organism in Eukaryota, Metazoa, Chordata, Actinopteri, Syngnathiformes, Syngnathidae. Bases 229 to 618 code for a protein of 129 amino acids.